CACACGGCACACGGAGAGGGUUUUGUAUGUGAUGGUGUUACAGAAGGUUGCUGUUGAAUCAUGGCUCAAGUGCUACAUAUGGACACCAGCUUUCCAGGGAAGAUUAACUCUACAGUCCCCACUUCCCUGCAUGCGAAGGACACGGAGGCUCCUUACUCGGUAGAGACCCCUUAUGGUUACCGUCUGGAUCUGGAUUUCCUCAAAUAUGUUAAUGACAUUGAAAAAGGUAACACUAUCAAGAGGGUCCCCGUUCAGCGACGUCCACGCUAUGGUUCUCUGCCUCGUGGUUAUGGUUACACUGGCUCCUGGUGGACCUCCACCGAGUCGUUGUGCUCUAAUGCCAGCAUGGACAGCCGCCACUCAUCCUACUCAUACUGUGCACCAGGUUUUCACACAUCUCAGCGUCCCAACUUUAGCAUGGCUCGUGUGGAGAAGACUCUAUUAGAUGCACGGCGAAAGCUGGAGGAAGAGAAGGACACUCGUUUUUCCAACUUAGGCAGCAUGCACAGCAGUGUUGCUGGCUCCAACACCUCCUUGUCCAGUGCGCACAGCUUCAAUCGUACUCAGGGAGGGGGAAGUUCAUACACACCAGCCAGUUCAGGUCUGUCAACACCUGUAUCGCCCACCCCAGCCCACCUGCAGCAUGUGCGUGAACAAAUGGCCAUGGCCCUUAGGAAGAUCCGGGAUCUGGAAGAGCAGGUGAAGACCAUUCCUGUGUUGCAGGUGAAGAUCUCUGUGCUGCAGGAGGAAAAGCGACAGCUUAGUGUGCAACUGAAGAGUCAGAAGUUUCUGGGACACACACUUGGAUUCAGUCGUGGCCGGCCACGUGGAGAGCUCUACAUUGACAUUCCAGAGGAAGGAGUGGAUGCUGGUAGCAGUAAGGUGGAGGGGGGACUCUCACCCACCACCCCUGAUGGCUCACGUCAAGACUCAGGCUGUGAGAUAGAAGAUACCGUGAUUGUCGGCAGUAUUAGACAAGGAACAAGAAAGGAGGUUCGAACCAUUGGUGUUGGUCCUGAAAAUAACGAGAAAGAUACCUGCCAGGUGGGUGUAGGUGUGAGAGAGGAAGACUUGGGCUGUCUGCCUGAGACAGAAGCUCUAAAGUCCAAGGUGGGACAGUUGGAGAUGCAGCUGACAAAGACUAUGCAAGAGCUACAGAGUGCCCAGAUGCAGGUAGAGGCAGUGAAGAAGGAAAGGCAAGGUGGCACCCUGCAGGCUGAUCAUGCUGUAAGGGCCACCAGCGUUGGCUGGCAGGAGCAGCAUGACCAAGGUGGUUCUGGCCUCCACACUCUGGUCAGCUUUACCCAGCAAGGCCAGCAGAAGCAGCAGAGGACAGUGGGGAUCCAGGUGUACACAUUGGAGCAGCCUAUGGUGAUACUAAGGACUCAGCAAUGCAGCACCUCCUCCAGACCUUUAUCUGCACCCCUGCUGGAGGGAACUCCUCACAGAGGAUAUGCACAGCCCCUAGGUGCAGAAGAAUCAAUCGCAGUAAGCUCCAAACAGGUACGAGAGGUCCUAAAAAGUGAACUGUCCACAUCAGUCCCGGUCACCAGCCCUUCCAGUGCUAUGGAGACAAACUAUAGUCAAGUGGCUCCCCUUUGCCAGAGAGUGAGGGAAGGAGAACAGCAGCCAUCCACAGAAGUUAUGCCAUCACAUGAAAGUGCACUCCAACCAGCUUCUCCUCAUUCUAGCUUGAGAUCAAUCAUGAAGCAUAAGGCAGGCAGAGAACCACGCUGUUCUUCAGCCCAGAAGAAUUUGCAGUUUAUUGGAGUGAAUGGAAGGUAUGAGUCCACCUCAUCGGAGAGCAGUUCUGAGACUUCUGAUGAUGAGAGCGAUUCAAGUGAAUAUCAUGAAGCCACUGAGAAACUCCCGGAAUCUCCAGCUCAUCACCCUCGGCCUACCUCCGUCACCACCUCUGCUGUUUCUGUCUCUGUAAUUCCCGCAUCUAUAGAAACACCAAAUUCCCAGCACAGCAACAUCCCGCUUUCACUGAGUGAGGGCUCAGGUCUGCAUAGCAGCAUGCAGUCACCAGACUUGGACACAGCCACAUGUCAACAUGUUAUAAAGUCACCAGCAUUGGCUCCUCAGGAGACUCUUAUCCAGUCAGAAAAAUCUGAUUCCAUUCAGCUAUCUACGUCCCAGAACACUGCCAUUUGCCCUGAACGCAGUUUGACUGAAUUACCAACAAGCUGCAUGGCAUUGCAACAAACUGUUAACCAACCCCAAACCACUAACUCAGAGAACCAGCAACCCCAAGCCAGUAGCUCAGAGAACCAGCAACCCCAAGCCAGUAGCUCAGAGAACCAGCAACAUUCUAACCCAUCUGAAUCCUCAGGCCUGACCACUCAACACGCCACUGCUCUGUCAUGCACCACUGGUGCUCCUCACCUGGACGAUAGCCAAUCACAAAGCACUAACCCAAGUCCAUACCAGCAAACUGUCAAGUUGAAGUCUUCAGAUGCUUCCGACCAACAGCAUACAGAGAAAUCUCCAGUCGCUAGUCAACCUGAAAUCACCUCCUCAAACAAAGUGCCUAAACAAGAAACCAGUUUCAGAGGAGAACUGAGUGACAGCUUUACGACAGCUCUACGAACCUUGCAGAAAGCACUUGGUGAACCAAAUGCUUUUAGCCAACAGGGGGCGAGAACAGCUUACACCUCGGUGCUACAGGAGUGGCUGCGUGUCUCGUGUCAUAAAUCUGCGGACACAGCGGUUGUCCAAGCCUACAUGGAUGCCUUUGCUUCUGUCUCACCUCAACUGCUGGAGUUUGUGAUCAAUAUGGCUGAUGGGAAUGGCAACACAGCACUACACUACACUGUCUCACACUCCAACUUCCCUGUGGUUAAACUCUUGCUGGACACAGGUCUCUGUAAUGCAGAUAAGCAGAACAAGGCUGGCUACACGGCUAUCAUGCUGACAGCUUUGGCUGCAUUCCACUCUGAGAGUGACCUUCAGACAGUCCUGCAGCUGCUCCGCACUGGAGACGUCAAUGCCAAGGCUAGCCAGGCUGGCCAAACGGCUCUGAUGCUGGCAGUAAGUCAUGGUCGUGGAGACAUGGUUAGAGCGCUGCUGUGCUGCGGUGCUCAGGUCAAUCUGCAGGAUGACGAUGGUUCCACAGCCCUCAUGUGUGCCUGUGAGCAUGGUCACGUGGACAUUGUGCGCCAGCUGCUCUCAGUACCAGGCUGUGAUGCCACACUUACAGAUAAUGAUGGCAGCACUGCUCUCUCCAUAGCACUUGAGGCCAGUCAGAAUGAUAUUGCUGUGCUUCUGUAUGCCCAUCUGAAUUUUGCCAAACCUCCUUCCCCUGUGACACCAAAGUCACAAAUUGUGGGAUCCCCAUCAUCUUCAUCUGAGAUCCUGAAAUGAAACAUAAAGGAUUAUUCCUGUAUGGUCGUAUACUCAUUGUAAUUGCAUCAAUAGUACAGUUGAUCUGUGCAAAUGUAUGUGUUUUUUAAGCUAUAUGUAUCUACUGUUAUUAUCACUUAAUUCUGUGCUACUGCUUUUUUGUGGUUUUAGUGUCUCCUUUACACACAAUCUUUCAAACCGACACAUCAUUUAUUACUGUAAAUCCUAAACUGUUAUAAAUGUUCUUGCAGUGCCUACACAAUCACCUGUAAUGCUGACAUUUUAAAGAAAUCACAGUCAGGUCCAUAAAUUCUGAAACAUUGUAUGUUUUUUUUGCCAUUUGUUCUCUAUACACCACCACAUUGAUUCGGAAUGAAACACUCAAGCUAAGUCAAGACAUUCAGCUUUAAUUCAGAUCAUUUUCUAAAGAAGUGUGGCACUAACCAUUUAGGAAUUACAGCCAUCACCCCCUUUUGGGUGCUUAUAAAUAACAGAACGAACCCAUGGACAUGACCAAAUUGCAAGUUUCCUUUCUCUAAAUGCUUUGCCAGGGUAAUCACCUGCAGGCCUUUUGUCGGCGUGAACAGUCAUGAGGUAAUGAGACCUGCAACAUAGACCAGGUCAUAAAUGUGCUUGCCAACCAUUUUGUUCCAUUAUUUAUGAGACCAAAAACUUCUAUUAAACUCCUUGAAUUAAAGCUUGAUGUCUUGACUUUGGUCACAUCUAGAGAGUUUCAUUUAAAAUUCAGUGUAAAAACAAAAAAUUCUAUUAUAUAAAAUAUCUUCCUUAUUUAUUGGCUCCAACAUUCAAGCUAAAUUUUGAACAAUGAUAUCAAUUAAUCAAUUCAUCAAUGAGACCCAAUGAGAUUCCGGUUUUCAAUUUAACAAUGUGUUAAAGUCUGAUCAAUUUAAUUUUACAGACUAAUUUACUUAAAAUUUCUCCUGUUUUAACUUUUGUGCUGAUGAAGGUGUCACCCAUGUUAGACUUGUGAAUUUUCUAUCUUUUGUUAAUGGUUCGUUUCUAUGAUCAGAAGACCUGUUGUCUAACUACUCUGCCACGCUUAUAAAAGCCAUGCAACCACAGUUUGUUAUCCCUGGCUGUUCUACCAAAGUGUUUUUUUUUUUUUUUCAGUACAUUUAUAUACAGAAAACUUUCCGACGUCUCAUAUCAGUAUUAAGUCAGGUACUAAGUAUUAAUAGUAAGUUAAUUAUAUUAAAGUGAAAGCUUGUUUAACUGGUUUAAAAAGUAGUUACACAGUAGUUACUGCCCUGAAUAUAAUUCAUUGAUUGGUUCAUUAAUUUGUCUCCACUCAGUGGUUUGUCCUGUCAGGGUCACACUGAAUCCUGAGCAUGGGGCAGAAAUACAGCUUGGAGUGGGGUGCUAAUUUGCUUAGAAAGUUGUGAUAUUAUUACUCUUUAAAUGCAUUAAUUAAUUGUCAAUUCUACACAUACACAGGAAUGUCACAAAUAGACUUUAUAUACAGUAUAGACUCACCUUAGCUUUUUUUGUGUGAAAGUUAACAGCAAUAUGACACAUGCUCCACAGUUGUAGACUGUUGCAUAGACAUGUAGCUACGGUUUACUUGUAUACUGUACUUUCAACACGUCCAAUUUGCCUUACAAAAUGAUAAAGAUUUUUUAGAAUACAUAUUUCACACUGUAAACAGUUACAGUACAACCCAGAUGGCACACCAGAUAAGCUGAUAGUCAGACACCAAUUUUCCAAAACCAUUAUAAAUUGUUGUUCUGUGUUUAUAUGUGCAGUGAGUGGUUGUAUACAAAUGUAUCAUGAAUAAAUAAGGCUUCUUCUUGAAUGCAUUAAGGUACUAAUUUGUAUGUAGAAGGUGUCUAGUAGUAUUUUCUAAUGGCUGGAUGAGCUGCUGUAGAAGAAUGUGGUGGAGUUUGAUGCUGAAAUCAAGACUGUAAAUUAUGGGGCUCCUUCAUCAGUUUCUGUUCUUAGAAAAGUGCUAGAGUUCUAGAAAGUGAUCUAUUGAUAAAGAAUGUGCUGUAUAAGAUUUUUGAAAAAUGAGGAUAAUAUAUGCCGUGCUUUUAUAUACAAAUUUUUGCUUUUUAAAACACGGUUGUUGAAAUAUUGUGUAAUAUGAUGGUUAAUUUGAGGUUUUUAUACACAUUUUAUUAUCACUAGUUUAGGAACUAAUUUGUUUUAUAAUCUUUUAUAUUUCUUUUAUUUAGUCUAACUUUAUAUAUCAAUCUGUGACAAAUAUGUACGUCUUUUGGCACUUUUGACUUUAUUUGUAAUUAACUUUAUAA
Messenger RNA from Clarias gariepinus (North African catfish), 5615 nucleotides. RefSeq names its product KN motif and ankyrin repeat domains 2 (gene kank2). The coding region runs from base 61 to 3366 and encodes 1101 amino acids. The record is from RefSeq and is a predicted model, not a curated record. Gene Ontology annotation, molecular function: protein binding. The transcript has 12 exons. Lineage: Eukaryota; Metazoa; Chordata; Actinopteri; Siluriformes; Clariidae. Gene Ontology annotation, biological process: negative regulation of G1/S transition of mitotic cell cycle; negative regulation of intracellular estrogen receptor signaling pathway; negative regulation of vitamin D receptor signaling pathway. Gene Ontology annotation, cellular component: cytoplasm.